AUGCCUCGAGGGAACGACUUGGAUGCGGAUCUGGAGGUGGACCUCCGGGGGGACACCCAAUCGGCGGCCACCACAAUUACGCUGGAGGAGCGUCCUGGCAAACCGCAGGUGCGAUUCUUCAGCGUCGGACCCAGCAGCUACCAGGUGCGGUGUCCAAUGUGCCAGCGGAAUUCCAAGACGGAAACCGUGGAGAUGACGGGAGCACUGGGUCAGCUCAGCUGCCUCCUAUCCGCUCUGUCCUGCUGCUUUCCCAUCUUCGCCCUGACCUUCGUCUACUCCUGUCUCCAAAGUCGCCUGAAGUCGAAACGUGUGUUCUGCAGCCGAUGCGGUGGUCACUUGGGCUUCCACUGGCGUCCCACUUAGUCGGACUUCCACUCAGUUAGCUCUCUAGAAUCCGCGCAAGUGAUCUAUAAAUAAACCGGCAGCUGUUGUCAAAUUUUUUAAUAA
Messenger RNA from Drosophila rhopaloa, 447 nucleotides. RefSeq lists its product as uncharacterized. Lineage: Eukaryota; Metazoa; Arthropoda; Insecta; Diptera; Drosophilidae. Gene Ontology annotation, molecular function: zinc ion binding. The record is from RefSeq and is a predicted model, not a curated record.